Molecule: messenger RNA, 700 nt
Organism: Cannabis sativa
Lineage: Eukaryota; Viridiplantae; Streptophyta; Magnoliopsida; Rosales; Cannabaceae
Exons: 2
Coding region: 104-526 (140 amino acids)
Molecular function (GO): zinc ion binding; nucleic acid binding
Source: RefSeq, a predicted model, not a curated record
CCAAGUCCUUCAAUUCUUGACUGGUUUGAAUGAGUCCUAUGCCUCGGUUAGGGCUCAAAUUCUAUUAAAUGAACCUAUUCCAAACCUAUCCCGAGUCUUUGCAAUGAUCAUUCAAGAAGAGCGUCAACGAUCCCUUGGAUCCUCUGAAAUUGUUCCUUUUGCUGCUGCCUCGUCUUCAACCAAUCCCCCAAGAGCAAAGAAGCCUAGGCCAUCAUGCUCUAACUGUGGCAAACCAGGCCAUUUGGUUGAUAAAUGUUACUUUUUGCAUGGAUUCCCCCCCGGCUAUGGUGAUAAGAAGAAGCAAGACAAGGGAAAAGGGAAGGCAAAUACUGCUUCCACACACAACCCGAAACCUGAGAAUGAUCACCAGCUUACACAUGCUGAUAUUACUUCUCACUGCCAGCAUCUCAUAUCACUUCUAAGCCAGCAGCUAGGACAUACCAGCAAUGCUGAAAACCCAGCCAGCAACCCUGCAAUUUCGAAUCAUGCAGGAUCUUACUCUGAAUGUGGUGAUUGGGACAGCUAAAAGAAGUGGGAAAUUGUACUUGAUUCAACAAGACAAUCCUUCUGCUACAGCCGCUGCCAUUUUCCCUUUUUCUUUCAAUAAAAUCAAUGUAAACCAAUGGCACAAUCGCCUUGGACAUCCUUCGAUGUGUAUUUCAAGUUUUUUCAAUAAAGAACAUAAUAUUUCACAUCCAAA